Molecule: messenger RNA, 6058 nt
Organism: Petromyzon marinus (sea lamprey)
Lineage: Eukaryota; Metazoa; Chordata; Hyperoartia; Petromyzontiformes; Petromyzontidae
Product: spermatogenesis-associated serine-rich protein 2
Cellular component (GO): cytoplasm
Molecular function (GO): protein binding
Source: RefSeq, a predicted model, not a curated record
AUUUGUUCGUUACUCCCCACAGCCCCUCCCCCCGAUCUCGCGCGCGUUUAUUCGUUAUUUAUAAUGUUAAAGCAAAACAACAACUUGAAAUGUGACAUUUAGCGCUGCAUUUAGCAUUGCGCGACAGAAACACGAACUUUAUUGUUAUUUUAUAUUUUUCACGAGGCGACCUCGGCCGCAUCGCUUCGACAAUUCCCCUGCUCGCCUCGCCGCCACACUGCCACUGUUUACCUCAACAACAACAACAAACAACAACCGCUAUUGCUCUCUUUGUUUCAUCGACAUUAUUCAGUGGCAUCAGCAGACGCAAGAGAACAAGAUUUUAAAGCCGUGUUUGUGGGAAGAAUUUACAUUUAGAACGGCGACGGCGGCGCCGUUAUCUGCAAUGUCCAGGAGACAGCAGACGCGAGACUUAUCUGACAUGACGUUCGACAUGAAAACCGGCGUCGUUCUGGCCCAGCCUGGCACCCAGGAAAACAUUAAAGAGAAGGUGAAUGCGGUUCGCACUAUCGUUCCAAACAGAAGCAAGAACGAGGUGGUGCUGAUUCUGCAAUACUUUGACUACAGCGUGGACAGGGCGGUCCAGGCCUUCCUGGAAGAUGAAGUCACCGAGAUUUUUAAAGAGUGGAACAUCUCCGGAAAAAAAAAGAACUCGAGGAAGAAGAAACCCAGGGGUCAGGCACAACGAGCAGACGCUCGGCGUGAGGGCGCUCAAUUGGACAAAGCCGAGACAGGCCUGGCCGGCACGGAGGGGCCUGUGGCCACGGCGGGAGGGCCGGGCACGCGGGCGACUACGCUCACCGCGACGGAUUCAGAGCCCGCAUUGUCGUGCGCCGCGUCCGAGGAGAACGCUUCAAGAGACAGGCGCGACGAGGAGCUGGUGGACUCGCAGCAGGGAUGCACGACGUCUCCUCCCACAGGCAAAGUCGACUCCUCGCAAGAGAGAGGACGAAGGGACGUGGGCCUGCAGCAGAGUGGUGACAUUAACGAGGGCCCCCUCUCCGGGACGAAGCACGGGCCCCCAGCGACGUCUAAAUUCAGCCGCCCCCGAAACACGGGGCCACAGACUGCAUCCUCUCAUUGCGAGGAGCCUCCGGGCCCUGCUUCCAGAAACAACAGCAAGAAAGGUGGUAGCAGCAUAGAAAAAUCAGUGAAAGAUCUCCAGAGGUGUGCAGUGUCGCUCUCCCGAUACCAACUGCUGAUUCACGAGGAGAUGGAUGCCUCUGUCAAGAAGAUUAAAAAGACGUUCUCAGAAAUACAACAAUGCCUCAUGGACAGGGAGGUAACAGUCCUCUCAGAACUGGACAAAGUAAAACGAGAAGCCAUGACAUUUCUAGAAAACAGACGAAGGAUGGCGUCAGAACUGAAGAAGCAGUGCGACCUGUCGCUGAGGAUGUCCGAGGCACAACUUGGCGAGCUCCGAGCCAAUAUAAAGCUCUUUGUGAGUGAAAGGAAAUACGACGAAGAGUUGGGGGGAACGGCACGAUUCACCUGUGACCUGCCGACCAUCGUACAAGCAAUGGAAACCUUUGGUAAAAUUUCUCAUCCGAGGAGUGGUUAUGGGGAGAAUCCCCGGCAUGGAUCAGAGUCCUCGGAAUCCGGCCACUCGGCUCAGUUUGGCUCCAGCGACGUUGGGGAAUUCUCCGAGGACUCGAGGAUUAAGCCCCCCACUGUUCAACCCGUGCCAGCAGAAACAAGAGCAAAUACACCAUACCAGGUUUCUGGAGACAAAGUGAGGGAUCAGUACCAUUUUCAAGGGAAAACUAUUUACAACUCCAACCAGCAAUACAGGGGUGACUGGAAAGGGCAUGACCACAACGGGCCACAAAGCGACCCAAGGUUCAGGCAUGGCACAUUCUACAGGCACCAUGGGCACCGGGGCAGGAGGGUACCUGACAGCAAGGAGCACCACCGUGCUCAGUACUGCACCAGUGCCAGCGAGCCACACGACAGGCCCUGCCCAGCAGCAGUCGGAGCGGCAGGAAACGAGGGAUCGAGUAUGCUGCCGGUCGGCAGGCUCAGAGAGACGACCGAUGGUGGUGGAGGCGGUGAUAUCUGCGCCUCGCGGCGUAAAUCUGUCUACCGGCACACUCGACGAUGCCCCGCCGUGGACAGCGCCCAUGCCCGCGAGGUCGCCUUGGACAGCCGCCUUCAGUGCAAGGAUUGAGGAGCGUGACACUCACAGCCACUGCCAUGGAAGCUCGCGUGAACACGGGCUGCGAGUUGUGUCGGGAAGCCCUUUCGACUUGAGCACAGUCCCAAAAAAUACAACCUGGACAUGUGGCAUGCCAGUGUUUGAAGAUUUUCCUGAUUUGGCUUCUAGAAAACACAACUGUAAAACGUUGUUGUGGUGGUGGUAAAUAAUUGACAUUUAUUGUCAAUGUUUUUAUUUUAGGACCAGCUUUUUACUUAGUUUUCUGCUAAAACAACUCAGUGUCAUGGCAAAGUAUUUCACUUUUGUUCAGUGAAAGCGAUACAUUGCACCACCUUGUAGGAUCAUCUUCAGAGCAAGUCUUGCACGAAAAAUGAAAAUGUUAAUAUUUCCAUUGCAAAUAUUACCCUUGAGGACUCAUACCUUAUUGUAUGUUUUAUUGUGUAAUGCCAAAAUUGUAAAAGAAAAUUCAAUCAAAAAGUACUACUACUUUUGCUUACAAGUGCCUUGCGGUGUGAAACUGUUCAAUAGUUUAGGUUUUUGUUUUGUGUCAUUGUAGAAGGAAAUGCAGUAACUUAUUUUUUGUAAACGUCUCUUAGUUUUACAUUCAUGAGAAAUGCAACAUUUUUUUGCGUCAAGAUUCAACGAAAUGUCUUUUGUACAUUAUCUGCAAUAUGCAUGUUUGCAAUUUCGGUUCAUUAGAAGUUAAUGUUGCCAAUUUCCUCCGAAUAUUGGUUUAACAUCAGGAGCUGCAAUUUCAAGUCAGUCGCUUGGUCCGACAGGUCAGCUUGGUGUUGUCGAGUGCCAUCGUUUACAUGUAUUCCAUUUAAUGAGCUGCAAUUAAACUAACUCCUGGAUAUGUCCGGAACCAACACUCCACCAAACCCAGUGUGGCCUGUUGUGCCAUUUGAAGCAAAUAAUGACUGCUCUCUUUGGGAAAUAAAUAGUUGAAAAUUCUACACGAUAAACACUAAAGAGGCAGUGAGUAGGCACUGGCUUUAGGAAAUGGAAUAAAACAAUAUAACACCACAACAAGAGGAUAACAUGACCACAUUUAUUUAAGUUCAAAUAACAAAUACGCAAGUUUGAUAUUUUGGGUUUGCACCUUAUGUGUUCUUCGAGAGAAAAUAAAACUUCGAAUGCUCUUCUCAGAUGUACUGCUCAAGAGUUUUCAACGAUACCAGUAUCAAUUUUUGUUUAAUAUUAAUAUUGUCUAAUAUUACAGGCAAAUACAUUUUUAUUUUAAGACUGUUCAUGAGCGUGUGAGAAUGUGUACAUUGUGCAGCACGACUGCCCUAGUUAGAUUUCCGUCCAUCCCACGCUCGACUUGCUGCCAGUUUCACUGUUGAGCCAUUUUUGCCGUUUCUGCUCGGAUCAGAGCUAUGAGAUCCUGAUUGAUCAAGAAGACAAAACGCAAUCCGCUGAUCUGUAAAGACAUGACAAUGUUUAUAUUUAAGGAGAGGAGUGAGAACAUCUUAAUAUACAUUGAGAGACUACAAGAGUUAAUUAUGUAAGAGAUAAGAAUGAAUCCUCUCACUUCUACUACAGAAUUGUUGUUGAGUUUCCAUUUGGCCCCGGAAAGGACAGGUCUUCCGUCAAUAAAAAUUGGUCGCCUCCCCUCGUUUGCAAUGAAGAAGUCCCCAUUGCUCUUCAGUUUAAUGGUGCCUUAAAAAAAGUACACGCAUUGUAAAUAUGUACAUCUCAAAGUACAUGAACAUGAGUUAAAAAGCAAUCAUAAUUUUGUGCAAACGCUUUGUGCCACGUUAUUGUCAGCAGCGUAAACACGGCACCUUGUUUACGGGAUAUUUUCCAGGAUGGGCCUUCCAAAGACAGGUCGACAUCAAUCUGGUUGUCCUUUGUGGCCCUUCCCAGGGUAAUCUGACCAAAACGACACAGGACACAUAACAGCACAGGCUAAAUUACACAACAUUGUACAUAUGCUGCUUCAUUGCAGCAUAUCUUUGGCAAACAAUCUCAAUUAUUUAAUUUAUGGGCACUUUGUCCAUCCACUGCUGGAUGAAGACAUCCCUGCAUCACGUUGGUCAAGGGGAUUGUUUGACCGUACGUCACGCUGGUCAGUACGUGUUUGUGAAGUGGUGUGGUGGUAGGAACGGUUCAGAUAUCACUCUUCACUAGUAAUAACCAGGGAUAAAACUCAGGUCCCCGGCCUCUUUAGCAGUGUGCUCGCCGCGUGGUGGCGAUGCACACCGGUAAUCCAACACUGGAGGCGAGAGUUGGUGGACCACACACACAUGUUGUUUGACUCCCAGUGGGCGUCGAGGUGCCAUACCCCGACUCGCCAAAAAGCAGUACAGUGAAUGGACUAAUCACUGUCCGUUUCCAUCUGUGGCCAUUUGUGUGCGUAGGUUUUCUCCGGGUGGUCCGGUUUUGUCCCGCUUGUAUACACACUCAAUAAUUUGAUGAAAAUAUCUUAAAACAAAAACACAAUGUGCGGGACCCCUCCAGAAAUAGGAUCCUGCGACUCAGUUUGAAAUUACUCACUUCUCUGGAGCGCAUGAGGUAACGGACCAGUCUCCCACGCAAGACGGCAAGAGUUUGGUUGUCGAACUCUGGUGGGCUCAAGCCUAUAGAACGACACAUUUUUCAAAUUACACUUGGGAGUUUUUGACCAUACUUCACCAUGCUAUUCGGUGCUAGUGGGUGAAAGCAGGUCGUGUACACGUGGGAGCAUAGAAGUGCAGUAACCUGUUGCGCAAGGUGGUUGCCCAAAAUCUAUCCAGUCUGAAUUCUGCUUUGCUUCAGAGAUCUGAAAAGCUCGGGUAUGUUCUGGGUGAUUUGGUUAUACAGCAAAAACUAGAGUGUGCAUUCUCAAAUCAUGACUUCAAUUAUCAAAAUAUUAACGGUACUAUUUUUGUUGUGGUGUCCACUGAAAGCUAUACAUUAUUUUUAAAAGCUGAUUAAUGUUGCAGUUCUCGUGUAUCCCCACAGCUGAAUUUCUCACUGAUGAUUUUCUGGGUUGGUUAAAUUGAUGUACAUGACUAGUAGUAGCAAUAUCCAUAGCGAGUGGUAUACUGGAUGCGGUGUGCCAGGUAGGAAAAUAUUUUACGGGAAGUUGGUAAAUUGUAGGUGGCCUGUGACAAGUAGCCAAAGUUAUAGUGAGGAGUAUACUGGCUGUCGUGUAGCGGGUGUGAAGAUUUUUCCUAGAUCCCCAACAUGGACAGAUCGAGCUGAAUGAACGCCUGCGUGUGCCCGUGUGGUAGGACCUGUCACGCUGUCCACCAUCGCCUGCCACUUGGGCAGCUCCUGCUCCAGCUGCCGGAUCUCACGCUUCUGUCUCCGAUCGGCCACCGCCAGCUCUGUGCCGAGACGAUCGUUGGCGAUGAUUAAUCCACUGCUGGAUGGGGUGAAGGCUUCCUCAAGCCGUCACCAUCUCUCACGGGUCUUGCGAGACGUGACUGCUCUCUGCUCGGCUAUUACAUUACACUGUUAUGUUUGUAAAAAUUCACAGCACUUUGUCAAUUAACUGAUUGAUGAAGGCCUCACAUGGUGCUCGGUGAUGGGGAUUGUUUUGACACUACUUCACCACGCUGGUCAGUGCGAGCGAGUGAAGGGGGCACUCGGAACCGGUUCAGAUAUCACUCGCCACCGAUGUUGGCCGUGGCCAGGAAACUCAGGUUACCGGGUUCAUGGUGCUAGGCUCGCCAAAACAGCGAUGCACAGCUGAGCUGCAAUGGACAAGCAAUGAACACCACUUUCUGCACUGGGCUGCUGGUUUCUGUUUUGCACAAAUUAGCUUUUUAAAUGCAAUUUAUCGCUUCAGCUUACCGUGUUCCAGUGUUUCAUCUCUGACGUCUCUGUGAGAAAGCAUAGACACAGGGUCGAAUCAUUCGUGAAUUGGCUUUAAGACCUUUCAUGAGUGCAAUAAAAUAUGGUGACAACUGAAAA